CGAAAGUGUUCCUUUAUUGUCUUCACGCGCAGCUCAUUCAUCUUUGGUGAGUGGCGACAUAAAUAAGCAUUUGCCUACGUUGUUCGUGUUGGAUGCUUCCCACCUCUCAUUGAUUGGAUUAAGCGCCAAAGUUUCCGAAUUUGCAUAAUGGUAUUGCUAGUUGGGCUUACAUUGCUUUUGGGUCUCUUCCUCGCUGUUCUUCUAUUCAACCCACGACACCGCAAAUCUGGGCAUAAGGCAAAAGCUCAAGCCAGUUUAAACGUUGAUAAGGCAUCAAAAUCCUACAGUAAAACAGAAGUUUCGUUGCAUAACAAGAGAACAGACUGUUGGAUAAUCAUCAAGAACAAGGUAUAUGAUGUUACCUCAUAUGUGGAAGAACAUCCAGGUGGUGAUUCCAUUCUUGCACAUGCAGGAGAUGAUUCAACUGAAGGGUUUUUUGGACCACAGCAUGCAACUCGAGUCUUUGACAUGAUUGAAGACUUCUACAUUGGAGAUUUGGAGCAAUAGCUUAGUCAGUUACUCCAGGAAUGUAUUGUUCAAGAGAUGUAUGAUUUGAGAAUUUCAACAUUCUGCUGCUGGUUAUCUCCCCAAUUUUCACUUCUUGUGCAUGGUUUUGAUAUAUAUUUGUGCAUGAAAUCAUUUGUGCUCUCUUGUGGAUGUGUGCAGAAAUAGUAAAACAAAUGAGGUUCCAGUCUUCAUUUCAUCUUCCAACCACCAUUAUUAUCCUAGCUUUUUGUCUCUA
This is a messenger RNA of Glycine soja, 742 nucleotides long. RefSeq names its product cytochrome B5-like protein. Gene Ontology annotation, molecular function: heme binding. The record is from RefSeq and is a predicted model, not a curated record. Gene Ontology annotation, cellular component: membrane; intracellular membrane-bounded organelle. The transcript is spliced from 6 exons. The coding region runs from base 148 to 507 and encodes 119 amino acids. NCBI's taxonomy places the organism in Eukaryota, Viridiplantae, Streptophyta, Magnoliopsida, Fabales, Fabaceae.